AUGGCUGGUCCUGUCGCUGAUAUCCGUGAGAUCAGCGGAUCGGAUUUGAUCUCUGCUCUUCAUCUUGCUCAACAAGCACCAGCAAUCCUUGGCCAGCAAUCCGGGUCUGGAACUAUCUCCAAUUCUUCAGACACUGCAGAUUACUAUGCACGAUUAGAGCAGCUUAUGUUGGCUUGUCUUCGGACGGGGGAUGAUCAGUCAGCACAUACUUGUCUGAAUCGCCUCAGCCUUCGAUUUGGACCCUCUAAUGAAAGGAUCAUGGGGCUUCGGGGCCUGUACGAGGAGGCAACCGCCAAGGAUCAGUCGGCGCUAGAAAAAUGCCUGCAGGAAUACGACAAUACCCUGUCACAGAGUCCGGUCAAUGUGCCCAUCUUGAAGCGCCGGGUAGCGUUGUUGCGCUCGCUCAACCGUCCCUCUGACGCAAUCUCCGGUCUUAUUCAACUCCUCGAUGCAAUCCCUACCGAUGCCGAAGCCUGGUGUGAACUAGCCGACUUAUAUCAGUCACAGGGGUUGGGUUCCCAAGCCAUCUUUAGCCUUGAGGAGGCUUUACUCAUUGCUCCUAACUCUUGGAAUAUUCAUUCUCGCCUCGGUGAAUUGCUAUACAUCUGCGCCUCCGACGGGGACGCAUCCCGGCUCCUUGGGAGGUCGGUGCAGCACUUCAGUCGAAGCAUUGAGCUGUGUGACGACUAUUUGCGGGGAUUUUACGGGUUAACCUUGGCCUCAACACGGAUGCUUGACAAUGAUUACGCAGGCGUAUCAGGUCAACUUCCUAAGAAGACCCUGGAAAGAUUGAAGGCCUUUGCGCUCCUAAAGUUGGGCGAGAUUGUUGAGUCACGGUCAGUCGAUGACCAACAUUGGGCAUCGAGUCGAAGUGAGCUGAUUGCAGCCAAAGAACUGCUGAAUCGCCAGUUGAAGUAA
Penicillium robsamsonii is the source of this 918-nucleotide messenger RNA. RefSeq lists its product as uncharacterized. Gene Ontology annotation, biological process: protein folding in endoplasmic reticulum. Gene Ontology annotation, cellular component: EMC complex. The record is from RefSeq and is a predicted model, not a curated record. The transcript is spliced from 4 exons. NCBI's taxonomy places the organism in Eukaryota, Fungi, Ascomycota, Eurotiomycetes, Eurotiales, Aspergillaceae. Gene Ontology annotation, molecular function: protein binding. The coding region runs from base 1 to 918 and encodes 305 amino acids.